Messenger RNA from Funneliformis mosseae, 1968 nucleotides. The record is from the annotation of a GenBank genome assembly. NCBI's taxonomy places the organism in Eukaryota, Fungi, Glomeromycota, Glomeromycetes, Glomerales, Glomeraceae.
AUGUCGCAUACUCCGCGUAACUUAUCAACACCUGUAGAGUUUGACGGUAGUCAAUAUGAUACUGACGAUGACGAACAGCAACUUACAGAGGUAACCCCACUCAUGGCUCGUGAUGUCUCAGAUUCACGACCUGGCAAAAAAAAAGAGACAUGGUUAACAUUUAAAACUCGACUUAGAUAUUAUGUUCCAGUUUUCAGUUGGUUACCAACUUAUUCGUUACAAACUUUUUGGGGAGACUUUGCUGCCGGUUUAACCGUAACAGCUAUUUUGUUGCCCUCUGCUUUAUCAUAUUCCGUGCUUGCAAAGUUACCGCCUGUUCAUGGUUUAUAUUCGGUUAUCAUUCCUGGAUUAAUUUAUUCUUUUCUCGGGACUUCAAGACAAUUAGUCAUUGGCCCUGAAGCACUUGUAUCUAUGCUUGUGGGUUCUUCUGUAUCUCAACAGCAAAAAUAUUUAGGCAAAGAGGGUGAUCCAGAAACCGCAAUUAUGAUUGCAGGUCUAGUCACAUUCUUUGUGGGCAUCUUGACAUUCAUUCUUGGUAUCGUUCGGUUAGGAUUCUUGGAUUCUGUUUUAUCACGCGCUCUUCUACGUGGAUUUAUCUCGGCGGUAGCGCUUGUGAUCAUGAUCGAACAAUUCUUGACCAUGUUCCGCUUAUCCGAUAUGGCCGCAGAAGAUGGAAUUGGUCACGCAUCAUCGACAGUUGAAAUAUUUAUCUAUAUUAUCACACAUCUUCACCUCGCUCACAGACUAACAACUAUAGUAUCAUUCUCAAGUCUUGCUUUUCUUUUAUUAUUUGGACGACUCAAAAAAAGGAUCGCCAAGCGAUGGCCAAAUGUGCAAUUCAUACCAGAGAUCUUGAUAUGUGUAAUAAUAUUUACAAUCCUAUGCAAAACUUUUGAGUGGAAUAAAAACGGGGUUUAUAUUCUUGGAUCAGUUAAAGGAAGUGGAUUUAGAUUCAGAAUUCCUAUCGCACCAUCCUUUCCUCAUUUAAUAGAUUGUUUUGAAACAGCUGCUUUGAUCUCGGUCAUUGGCUUUGUGGAAUCUAUUGUGGUCACAAAAACUUACGCGACGAAGCAUAAUUAUGCUGUUAGUGCAAAUCGUGAGCUAGUUGCUUUGGGUACUGCAAAUCUGAUUGGAAGUUUUUUCCAAAGUUUCCCUGCUUAUGGUGGUAUGGCAAGGAGUGGUAUCAAUGACAGAGCUGGUGCUAGGACUCAAUUAUCAGGGUUCAUAAAUGCUAUUCUCGUACUUUUAUGUUUGUUUUUCCUUCUUGAUGCAUUUUAUUAUUUGCCGAAACCUGUAUUAGCGUCAAUUGUUACUGUUGCCGCUAUAUCAUUGUUAGACGAGCUUCCCCAUGAUUUAUAUUUCAUGUACAAGAUCAAAGCAUGGAAAGAUUACGCUUUACUUCUUUUGACAUUUUUAUCCACCAUCUUUAUUUCCACCGAAUAUGGCACGUUAAUUUCGGUCGCAUUAUCAUUGUUACUUGUUGUUAAACAUUCUACUUAUCCACGUAUCACAUUAUUGGGUAAGAUAGGUGAAACAGACAAAUUCAAACCUAUCAAAGAUUUCCCAGAUCAAGCAGAACAUGUUGAAGGAGUACUUGUGGUCAGAAUCGCUGAACCUUUGUACUUUGCAAAUACUGGUCAACUUAAAGAUAGAUUAAGACGUUUAGAAGAAUUUGGUGAUAUGAGUGUUCAUCCUUCAGAAGAGGCUCGAAUGUCUCCAAUUGAAAACGUGAUAUUUGACAUAGAAACGAUGGAGGAAGUUGAUGCUAGUGCCGCACAAAUUCUUUUAGAAAUUGUUGAAUCAUAUCAACAACGUCGGGUUAAAGUGUAUUUCGUGAAAUUGCGCGAGAAUCAAAAGAAAUUAUUUGUACGCGCUGGUAUAAUGGACAGAGUUGGUCAUGAUCAUUUCUUUAAGCGAAUUCCUGAUGCACUUUAUUAUAUUAAUAGAGGAGGGUUAAGUAUUGGUUAA